Paramecium tetraurelia is the source of this 774-nucleotide messenger RNA. RefSeq lists its product as uncharacterized. NCBI's taxonomy places the organism in Eukaryota, Ciliophora, Oligohymenophorea, Peniculida, Parameciidae. The record is from RefSeq and is a predicted model, not a curated record. The transcript has 3 exons.
AUGUAGAGAAUAUUACCCUAUGCAUUUCAUGGAUUAGAUUAUUUAUAUGAGCCACAACUGGCAAGAUUCUAUAAUCUAAUCCCUGCAUUUUAUACUUAAAAACUCGGAGAAGGAUUUUUGAAUCAAACAACUUAAGUCUAUUCAUCAUUAUUACAAUCUAUUGCAGAAUAAGACAAAGAGUUUUUAAAAUAAAUUCUAGAGCCAAAGUUAUACCAUGCCACAUCCCAUUGUAUGGAUUUGUUAGAGCAAAAACAGCUAAAGCUAUAAUAUGUCGAAUAGGAUCAAUUAGAAAAUGAAGAUAAGUAAGAUCAAGAAGAAGAGGAAGAAACUUAAUAGCCUUAAUAGUAGUUUAGUUUCUUUUCAAAAAAGAUUUAAAAGAAUUAAAGCAAUAGUUCACCUUAUCACAUUUAUUAAGAAAAAGAUUAUAAAUGCAAUAUCGAUGUUAGAGGGGUCUUUGGAGUGAAAAUUAAUAGAAUUGAAAACUAGAAUACUCGAUUUUUUUAGAUUCCUGCUUUUCCUGUCACUCCAAGGAAUUAUUUUGUUAAUAUUAAAAAUCCAUUCGGUCUUUAUGAAAACUAAAUUAUAGUUGCUAAUAUAUUAAUCCACACAAGUAAGAAAUUAAUUGCAGUUGAUGAGUAAGGAAAAGUAGUUCAUGGCAAUUCUGAUAACAAUUAAUUUUAAUAUCAUAAAUUAAGAUUAGAAUCUUAUGUACCAAAUUUUAAUUGGGUAAUCACUGAUAUAGAUGAUUAUCUCAAAGGAAAUCCUUAUUUUUGA